Molecule: messenger RNA, 831 nt
Organism: Acanthosepion pharaonis
Lineage: Eukaryota; Metazoa; Mollusca; Cephalopoda; Sepiida; Sepiidae
Source: the annotation of a GenBank genome assembly
AUGUAUCCAUGUGAUUCAACUACUACUACAUCGACUACUACUACAUCUAAUACUACUAGAUCUAAAACUACUACAUCUAACGCUACUAGAUCUACUACUAGUAUAUCUAACAUUGCUAGAUCUACUACUACUAUAUCUAAUACUACACGAUCUACUACUAAUAUAGCAAAUCUACUAGAUCUACUACUACUACAUCUGCCGCUACUAGAUCUACGAUUAGCAUUCGCUAUCUAUCUAUCUAUCUAUCUAUCUAUCUAUCUAUCUAUCUAUCUAAAGAAAAUUUUUGCUUCCCGUACCAAAAUAUCUAUCUAUCUAUCUAUCUAUCUAUCUAUCUAUCUAUCUAUCUAUCUAUCUAUCUAUCUAUUUUGUUAUAUUCAUCUGUCUCUCCAUCUCUUUUGCUAUCUAUCUAUCUAUCUAUCUAUCUAUCUAUCUAUCUAUCUAUCUAUCUAUCUAUCUACAUCUAUUUCUAUCGAUCUAUCUCAGUCUGUUCAUAUCUAUCUAUCUCUCUAUCUAUCUGUGCCUGUUAAAAUCUAUCUUGGUCUGUUUAUUUCUCUCUAUAUAUAUAUCGAUAUCUCCAUAUUUAUCUCGCUAUCUCCGUUUGUUUAUUACUUUCUCUUUUUGCCUCGCUCUCUCUCUGUCUUCCCCCCUCUCUCUCCCUCUCUCUCUCUAUAUAUAUAUAAUUUGAUAUGUAUAAAAAUGCUCAUAUUUCUUCAUAUCUAUCUAUCUAUCUAUCUAUCUAUCUAUCUAUCUAUCUAUCUAUCUCAGUCUGUUCACAUCUAUGUAUGUAUGAAAAAUAACUUAAAUCAAUUAUCAACUGAAUUCUUCAGCUGA